Candidula unifasciata is the source of this 244-nucleotide messenger RNA. The record is from the annotation of a GenBank genome assembly. Lineage: Eukaryota; Metazoa; Mollusca; Gastropoda; Stylommatophora; Geomitridae.
CCCUCAAACUUACACCUGACUGACAAAGAUGGAGACGAGAGGAGCAGAUUCCCUGGAACCAUGGACGAUGCUCGCCUAGCGAGGCUUCAAGAAGAGGCACGCCUUCUCGGGCAGUGGCUAGCCGAGGCCUCCCAUUCGACAGGCGAGCUGGACAAGAGGUUUAAACCUAGCGGUUUCUUGGGUAGUCGAGGCAAGCGGUUUAUUCCGGGACUCGAAUCUUUGCUCCUCGCCAGAUACUACAAGG